AUGGAAUAUGAUCUUGGCGGAACUAGGUGUUUCCUUUUAUUAGAGGAUGUGGCAAUGGCGGUGUAUGCUAAGUCGGUCAGACAUACAAGCAUCUGGGAGACAUUUUCUGUACAGGUUCUCUUCCGCGAAUGGGUUAUUAAAGGUUAUGGUGGUGAGGAUGAUGGCAAUGGGGAUGUUUAUGGUGGUGAUGAUGAUGGUGGGGAUGUUUAUGGUGGCGAUGGUAAUGGUGGGGAUGUUUAUGGUGAUGGCGAUGGCGAAUGGGUUAUUAAAGGUUAUGGUGGUGAGGAUGAUGGCAAUGGCGAUGGUGGGGAUGUUUAUGGUGAAGAUGAUAAUGGAUUAGUUUAA
This is a messenger RNA of Penaeus monodon (black tiger shrimp), 345 nucleotides long. Its product is annotated as transformer-2 protein homolog. The transcript has 2 exons. NCBI's taxonomy places the organism in Eukaryota, Metazoa, Arthropoda, Malacostraca, Decapoda, Penaeidae. The record is from RefSeq and is a predicted model, not a curated record. The coding region runs from base 1 to 345 and encodes 114 amino acids.